This is a messenger RNA of Didymodactylos carnosus, 507 nucleotides long. Lineage: Eukaryota; Metazoa; Rotifera; Eurotatoria; Philodinida; Philodinidae. The record is from the annotation of a GenBank genome assembly.
AUGUUACCACAAGAAGAAGCUUUGGAUAACCUGAUGGAAUUUCUUCACGAAUACGGAUACAAGAAAGUGCAAGGAAUAGUUCUGAAUACAAUACGACAAUUAGCAGCUAUCGUCGUGAAAGAGAAUGUUUUUGUCUAUGGUAACAAGAUUUAUCGUCAAAUUCUUGGUGGUGCAAUGGGUUCAUCGUUUACAUUAACACUAGCGAAUAUUUUCAUGUGGAAGUGGCAAAAGAAAUUUGUUAAUGAACAAAAGAACGCAGGUGAAGUGUUCGGCCGAUAUAUUGAUGACGUGUUCAUGACUUGGAACGGAUCUGAAGAAGACUUGAAAGAAUCAUUGGAUAAGGCAAAUACAUGGCAUGCUAAUACUAAAUUAGACUACAAAAUUGGCAAAAGCCUACCAUUUCUGGAUGUGCUCGUAACUAAUGAAAAUGGCGUUCUUGCAACAUCCGUGUAUCAUAAACCAGCAGCGGAACCUUGUGUGAUACCAUUCAUCUCCGAUCAUCCUUAA